Hippocampus comes (tiger tail seahorse) is the source of this 2632-nucleotide messenger RNA. RefSeq names its product aldolase C, fructose-bisphosphate, a (gene aldoca). The record is from RefSeq and is a predicted model, not a curated record. The transcript is spliced from 9 exons. Gene Ontology annotation, biological process: glycolytic process. Gene Ontology annotation, molecular function: fructose-bisphosphate aldolase activity. Bases 86 to 1177 code for a protein of 363 amino acids. NCBI's taxonomy places the organism in Eukaryota, Metazoa, Chordata, Actinopteri, Syngnathiformes, Syngnathidae.
AAAGUCGACCGCCGUCGUUCCAGUUCGUCCCUCUUCACUUCCUGUCAAGCUGCGCCGUCUAUUGAAGGUAGUGCAGUUGGUCAACAUGACGCACCAGUUCACCGCCUUGACUGAGGCUCAGAAAAAGGAACUCCAUGAGACCGCCAUGCGCAUCGUCUCUCCGGGGAAGGGGAUUCUGGCUGCGGAUGAGUCAGUAGGUAGCAUGGCCAAGCGUCUAGCGCAGGUGGGCGUGGAGAACACGGAGGAGAACCGUCGUCAGUUCCGCCAAAUACUGUUCAACGCUGAUGACCGCAUUAUCAGCUGCAUCGGCGGCGUCAUUUUCUUCCACGAGACGCUCUACCAGCACUCGGACGGCGGGGUCAGCUUUGUCAAGAUGAUUCGAGAUAGAGGCAUCCUGGUUGGCAUCAAGGUUGACAAGGGAGUUGUUCCUUUGGCAGGAACCUGCGGAGAAACCACUACCCAGGGUCUGGACGGCUUGUCAGAGCGCUGCGCCCAGUACAAAAAAGACGGUGCUUCCUUCGCCAAGUGGCGCUGCGUGAUGAAGAUCGGCGACGCCAACCCAUCCAAGCUGGCCAUCAGCGAGAACGCUAAUGUCUUGGCUCGCUGCGCCAGCAUCUGCCAGCAGCAAGGCAUGGUGCCCAUAAUCGAGCCCGAACUCUUACCCGACGGAGAACACGACCUGAAGCGAUGCCAGUACAUCACUGAGAAGGUGCUGACGGCGGUUUACCAAGCCAUGUCGGACCACCACGUGUACCUGGAGGGCACGCUGCUCAAACCCAACAUGGUCACGCCGGGACAUGGCUGCAGCAAAAAGUACAGCCCGGAGGACGUCGCAAUGGCAACUCUCACCGCCCUGCGCCGCACAGUUCCUCCGGCAGUGGCAGGCGUGGCCUUCCUUUCAGGGGGCCAGAGCGAAGAGGAAGCGUCCGUGCACCUGAACGCCAUCAACAACUGCCCCCUGGCAAAACCCUGGACCCUCACCUUUUCCUUCGGCCGCGCCCUGCAGGCCUCGGCGCUGCGGGCCUGGCGUGGACACAAGGAGAAUGAGAAGGCCGCUACAGAGCAGUUCAUCAGGAGGGCCGAGGUCAACAGUUUGGCGUGUCGAGGAAAGUACAAGGGCGCCGACAACUAUGCAGAUUCUGCACACGGCGUCUAUGGAUCCUGUUACUCAUACUAAACACGGUCAUCGAGCUGAGACUCCAUUGCCAUAUAACGUGAAUAGAUAUAGUGAUAUAGUCAGGAUUACUUGAAAUUUUCUUUAUCAUUUUGUCUUGGAGGUCACAUAUUUCUGAAACAAGAUGUAGGUGAAUACAAAUCCUUGCUUAAAUCCCCAUGAAACCCUUACUUGAGACACUAAAGAGACCUUUAAACUCAACUUUCAAAGACUAACCAAUGUUUAAAACCGCAAUUUGAAAUGCUCAACAUGCUUAAAACCUCACCCUGACUUGAAACCAUAUCCCUGAUUUUAAACAUGAAUUAAAUUAACCCAGAUAUUAAAUGAUAUUAUCAAAUCUUACUUUGACAUAUUAAUCCAGACUUGAAACCAGUAUUUGAGAUGCUAACACUUCCUUAAAACCCUAAACCUAGCUUGAAAUCUUAAUUUAAACCAUAACCGUAAAAUUGAAACCCAAACUGUGGCUCGAGACCCGAAUCAUGUCUUUUUGAAACCCCAAAUUGAAACUCUAAACUUAAUUUUAAACAGCAGCCCCGAUUUACAAUCCAAUUCCUGAUUUGAUAUGUAAUUUGAAACCAAAAGCAAUGAUAUUAAAUGCUCAUAUGAAAUCCUACCUUGAAACCCAAACCCUUGUUUGAAACCCUAACUUGAAACUCCAGCCCUUGUUUAAAACCCUGACCCAUCCUUGGACCCAUAACUUGAAACUCUAAAAGUGUCUUUAACGCUACUAUACUGUAAAACCCAACUAAGGCUAAAUCCUUGAUUUGAAACAUUAAUUUGAAACUGUAACACAGACAUUAAAUCUUAAUAUGAAACCCUAACCCAGGCUUUAAACUCUUAAUUUUAGACCCAAAAGUGUCUUGAAACAUGAUGGAUCUGCAUUUUGCCGAUAAACUGCAUGCAAAUGGAAUAAGAUGCCAACAGAACUGAAGUUAGCCCCAAGUGUCAAUGGUUGUAAAUCCAAAUUAAAAAACUAUAUUCCCCCUCCCCCCACACAAAUGGUUAACGUCUUUAGGUGUUUGAGAACAUUUCUAUAAUCUUGUUUUCCUAAAUUAUGUUCUUUUAGGUUCUUUAAAUAAUUUUAGAAAACAACUUUUAAUUAACUUCUUAUCAUUUAAGUGUCUUUGCCUUAAAUGUUGUGUAAUUAUGUGAUGCACAUUGAGUUACAUUCAGUAUGAAAUCUGCUGUAUAAAAACUCUACUUUAAAACCCUAAGAUUGGCUUUAAAUCUUAAUUUAAAACCAUAAUGCUUGAAAGCAGAACCCACAUAAAAACUCAAUCGAGUAAUGAAACCCAAAUUUGAGAACCCUAAACCUAGCAUCACAUGAAACCUGAAAUUGAAAUGCAUCAGUUGUAAUAAAAUUGGUGUUCCUGCACCCUUUGAUAGAAAAACAAUAAGUCUGUGUGUAUAUUGUUUCAGAGACUCCAUUCCAAAUAAAAAUGUUCAGAUGAAGCCAGA